Molecule: messenger RNA, 534 nt
Organism: Aspergillus calidoustus
Lineage: Eukaryota; Fungi; Ascomycota; Eurotiomycetes; Eurotiales; Aspergillaceae
Source: the annotation of a GenBank genome assembly
AUGCCCAUAAACCCACCCAACCCCUCAGCAGCCAGCGCAUUCAAGUCAGACCUCGAAGACCGCCACCUAAUAUACGACUAUAGCGUCCAAUCCUCCACAGACUCGUCCAAGGACACCGAGAAAUGGCGCUACGAGAUGUGGUUUCACUCCGACUCACGCAUCGUCUACGCCAUCCACGGUGGCCCCAUGGCCGGCCGCAAGAACUUCCAAGCAGCCACAUACCAAUGCAUUCGGCCGGGCGAGCUCUGGCAGGUGAAUUGGCUCGAGGAGACGGGAACGAUAUGCAGUCUCGUGUAUGAUAUCCCAAGGGGGAAGAUCACGACCUUGCUGGGGUUUUCGAAGGGGCAUUGGGAGAGGAGUGAGGAGGCCAAGGGUGAUAAGAGGAAUAAGGCUGAUUUAGAGAGGUGGAGGGAGCUGGCCAAAGUCGGGGAUCAGAGGGAGAGGGUGUUGUUGAGUGAGCAGGGGGAUAUCGUGGAGGAUUUCCGGGGGAGAGGGGAGUUGCAGGAGAUUGACGUUGGCUGGAAGACGAUGUGA